AUGGCCCCCAUACAGCAGACAUUCUCGUUGAUCCCUGAGCUGCCCUCGGCGCUCAAUGGCGGGGAACAGGCCGGCAAGCUCUCGAGACCACCCAUGACGACCAAGCAGGCGAAGAAAGCCUACAAGGCCAAGAACAACGGUCCGAAGCUCUCCAAGGCCGAGCAGCGCCGUAUAGAGCUCAUGGAGCAAGAUCGCAUCCGACGCGAGUUCGAGAAAGAGCGCAACCAAGCAAGAGCCAGGGCCGCCAGGGACAAGCGGAAAGAAAAAGAAGAGAAAGAGAACGCCGACAAGAAGAAAAAGGGCCUCCCCCUUGUGAACGUCCAUCCGUCACAGGACACCCUGGCACGUUUCGUGAGGAAACCUAUGACCCCUGUACCAGAACAAGCAAAGAACGGCGAGACGAAGGAGCCACAAGCACCAAGCGGUGAACCAAGGAACCAGGAAUCCAUACCAGUACUUGUUGCUCGUCCCGAGGCAUAUAACAGUGAAGGGACCUUGUCAGCCGGAGAUGAGACUGAAAGGCCGGCCAAGCGACAGCGGGUUGGUAAAUCACCCAACCUUCAGGAAGUUCUUGGACCUGUCCCACAUAAUAUGUUCACACCAAAAGCCCAAAAACCGGAAGCAGAAAUAGAACUCAGAACAGAUAAGCUACCCGUGAUUUCGGCAGUGGUCUCCCAAAGAGAGCCUGCACAAAAGACGAGCCGUUUUGUUCCAGAUGAUGCUACUAUCGAGGAACUGGUCAAUCACCAAAUUUUCAGCGAGUCAUUCUCUGCCGAUGAUGGUCUAUUUGAUGAUAUCGACAUCGAAGCCAUCAAGGUGAAACCUACCGUUGACGACGCCGCACAACGAACGAAACUGGAUGGACCUCCUCCCAGACCUCCUGACUGUUCGCCGGUCAUCGGGAAACAGAACGUAAAGACUCAAAAUCGCAAAGAGGAAUAUCGGAACUAUAAAGAGAUCAAUUCAGGAAGAAUGGAUUGUCACAGUGUAUCGAAUGCUACACCACGACAAAGAGUUGGAGACCCAAAAUCUCGGGGAAUUAACGAGCCUCGUCAAGACCCCCUUCACACAACAAACCAAGAGAAAUCCACUGUAGAGAGAAUUACUACGCAUCAAAUUCUACCAGAUCAUUCGAAGCAAUCCGAAGAGCUAGUUGACGGGCCUCUGCAAACCCUUGCUAACACCAAAUCACCCUCCGGCUAUGGGGCGCCGAAACAAUCUCGUAGGUUGUUGAUUGUGGCCGAGCAGGAUGACCGAAAACCAGUCCGUGAAAUGACUUCUAAUGAAUGCGGUCAGGUCAGAUCGCACAUUGUGGCGCAAAAGGUGGUCAUGAAAGCACAAGCCGAGAAACAGCCCCAGGAGAAGCCGCUGAAGCCAAUAUUGGCAAAGCAACGGGUGGCAUUUUCUAAACCUGACUCUUUUCGGUCUCCUAAGACGCCUAUUAUGGGUCCACCACCUGUCCCGCCUAAAUUCAAGACAUUUUUAUCCACGUCUGGCAUCAUCGCAAGUGGAAAAUUCAGGUUUCUGCCUCAGAAAUCACCCUCGAGCGUGUCACGAGAUGAGCAAAAUCAAUGUACAACCAGCCACGAGAGCACACUAUCGGCUCCACCGCCUAGCACACAGUCAUUCUUGUUCAACAACCUGGACGACCUCUUUCCAAGCCCUUCUCAAGAAGUUGCCGAGAUCUUUGAACGACCUCUUGGUGCAAGACAUGGCAUUUCUACUCGCCCAAAGACUGCUCCGCCGCCUCCACGCUUCAUGCCGCCUGCUUGCGAGAGGCCCAAGACAGCAAAUAACUUGAGCCGCCAUAUUACCUCGAGGUCUCUUUCACGGGACUCGGGUAUCACAACAACAGCAAAGUGUCAGGAAACCUCGUUGGCGCGUACGACAAGUGCGAAGGUCGUCCAGUACCAAGCGCCAUCGGCACCUAUCAAUGAUUUCAUGUCAUUAUUAUCAACUCAAGAUGUUUCAUUAUCAUCAGAGGACCUCAUGGAGCUUGGGGACGGGGCUUGCUCACCAACAAAAAUCCCGGAGGCAGGGAAUAGUCCUACGUUUCAAGAUGAUUCAUUGAUUUCAUUACACUGUACCUCUAAUAUACACCUCAAUCACGGGUAUGAUGAUCUCCAGACUCCUUGUGGAAAGCAGCACAAUACCAUGAACAUAGGCACAACACCUGCGGCAAGCAAAACGGAUGCUCCAACCACGGAAGAUAGGGUGCUAGGGUCCAAUUAUCAACCGCAGCAUUCAAGCGGUUUGCCCGAGACACCUUCAGGUGCAUAUCCUCGUGUAAAGAAAGCAUCUCGCAACGGUACACCGGUAGCUAUGGAGCAGGCGCAUAAGGCUUCGCGAUGUCAAGAAGACGCAGAACCUAAUUCCUCUUUCAUGGACGAUGAAAUUGCAGAACUUCUAGACAUGGACUUGGAAAAGGAAGCCGUGGCUGGCCAAAAGAACACCGAGGCCAUCCGUUCAGCAAAUGACCAGCAGACACCGGUAGGAACACGACCGUCUCCAAAACCAUUCUUCACAUCUAGCGGUACCAAAGAAAAGGUAUAUUUAGCCAUUGAAAAAACUAAACACACAGCUUGGCGAGAUUUAGACGCACAACGGCAAGCCCAGCAAGAUUUAGACAUCCUUCUAAAGCAAGAAGAUGAAAAACAGGAACGAGUACUAUUGACCAAGAUGCUCGAGGAAGAGGAGGAGAUUAUUGAGACCUCGCAACCAGAUCCUCCUCGUAGAAAUGGCAACUUCCUUCAAGGUUUGCCGAGAAAAGAAGCAGGCAAUAUCAUACCCCAAAGCCAGAGAAGCAAGACUAGUACGCCACCGGCUCGCCGGCGGAGCCAGCCACAGAGCUCAUUCGAGAAGAUGCUGCAGAUGCUCGAUAAGUCAAAGAAUGACCAGAACGUGAUCUGUGCAUCUCAGGAGAGCGAUUAUGGUUGGGAUGACGAUGACAUGAUUGAUGUAUAG
This is a messenger RNA of Truncatella angustata, 2964 nucleotides long. RefSeq lists its product as uncharacterized. The coding region runs from base 1 to 2964 and encodes 987 amino acids. NCBI's taxonomy places the organism in Eukaryota, Fungi, Ascomycota, Sordariomycetes, Amphisphaeriales, Sporocadaceae. The record is from RefSeq and is a predicted model, not a curated record. The transcript has a single exon.